Messenger RNA from Colletotrichum aenigma, 1806 nucleotides. RefSeq lists its product as uncharacterized. The transcript is spliced from 3 exons. The coding region runs from base 1 to 1806 and encodes 601 amino acids. NCBI's taxonomy places the organism in Eukaryota, Fungi, Ascomycota, Sordariomycetes, Glomerellales, Glomerellaceae. The record is from RefSeq and is a predicted model, not a curated record. Gene Ontology annotation, molecular function: oxidoreductase activity.
AUGCCGGCCAGGACGAUUGAUUGGCACGAGGGCGAGCUCGCGGUGCACAACCUCCUCAAAGUCCCCACCCGCCCGAACCCUACGUCCGCGGGGCUGCCGGCGUCCUACGGGUACCGCAUCGCCGCGGCGCCGCUGUUGGCCCUCGGCACGCUCGACAACGAGGGCCGCCCGUGGACAACGCUCUGGGGUGGGAACGCGGGGGCUGUUGCGAGGCCUAUUGCGGAGGAUGUGCUUGGUGUGCGGAGCAAGGUUGACGUUGCGGAUGACCCCGUUAUAAGAGCCCUUUGGGGAGGCGAGGAGAGGGAGAUCAAAGAGGGCGAGGUUGUGCAACCGGGGGGAGGAGAGGGGAAGGUUGUCUCCGGGCUGGCUAUUGACUUGAGCACCAGGGAUCGGGUAAAGUUUGGUGGCAAGAUGGUUGCUGGUGCUGUUACGACUGUCAAUGGCAAUGGAGGGGGCGAGUUGCAGAUUGCGGUCAAGGUUGACGAGAGCCUCGGCAACUGCCCAAAGUAUCUCAACAAGAAGGACGUGAGAGAAAGAGAGUCGCUGGUCAAGGGGCGGGUCGAACGGGGACUGCCGUUAUCCGAGGAUGCCGCCGCCGUGGUGACACGGGCUGAUAUGGUCUUCCUAUCCAGCGGCACCGGCGAGACCAUGGAUACAAACCACCGUGGGGGUUCCAAGGGAUUCGUGCGAGUUGCGAGGAACGAUGACGGGGGCGUGGAGAUAAUCUACCCGGAAUUCUCUGGAAACAGGUUAUACCAAACCUUGGGCAACUUGAGAGUCAACCCCCGCGUCGGCGUUGCAAUACCAGACUUUGACACGUCUGACGUCCUUUACAUUACGGGAACGGCGUCGAUCCUCGUGGGACAGGACGCGGCAGCCUACCUGCCACGCACCAAGCUGGCGAUCAAGAUCACCGCGUCUUCGGCCGUCUUUGUCAAGUCUGGUCUGCCCUUCACCGGUGCCCCUCUCGAGCCGUCGCCAUACAACCCGCGCAUUCGCCAUUUGCACACCGAGCAACAUCAGCCAGCAGCAGUAGCGUCAGCUGCAGGCACAGCGACGCUCCUGUCCCGUGAAAUCAUCACACCCACCGUCGCGAAGUUCACGUUUGGGCUGGAGCCGGCCGGGCAGUGGGAGCCUGGGCAGUACGUCACGCUCGACUUUGCCCCGGAGCUGGACGUGGGAUGGAGUCACAUGCGCGACGACGAGCCGCAGAGCCUGAAUGACGACUACGUGCGGACAUUCACGGUGUCGAACCAGCGCGGGGCGGGGCAGACGGUGGAGAUCACGGCGAGGAAGAAGGGGCCCGUGACGGGUUUCCUCUGGAAGUGGAACACGAGGGUACCGCUGGAGAUACCGGUGCUGGGCUUUGGCGGUGAGGAGGCGUUCAGGAUGGGGAGGUCGCCAGGUGCUGAAGAAGAGGUCUUCGUUGCGGCGGGCGUGGGGAUCACGCCGGUGAUGGCCCAGGCAGAGGGGGUACUGCGGUCCGGGCGACGGUUGAAGGUGUUGUGGAGCGUCAAGGGCGAGGACUUGAAGUUUGUCAAGUAUGUUCUUGACCGGAUUCAGGGGCUUGCUGGAGUUACCAGGCUGUUUGUCACGGGGCGGUUGGGAGACUCAGAAGAGAGCUUGAUCGGGGAGAUCAAGGCGGCAGAGGCCUCGGUGGAGAGGAGACGCAUAGAACAGGGUGAUGUAAAGGAAGCUGGUUCUGGAAAGAGGAAGUACUUUCUAUGCACUGGGCCCGCAAUGUUGAAGACGCUGAACGAGUGGUUGGAUGGAGAGGAGGUUGCUUGGGAAGACUUUGCAUACUAG